Molecule: messenger RNA, 7964 nt
Organism: Fusarium graminearum PH-1
Lineage: Eukaryota; Fungi; Ascomycota; Sordariomycetes; Hypocreales; Nectriaceae
Exons: 2
Coding region: 1-7884 (2627 amino acids)
Cellular component (GO): small-subunit processome; 90S preribosome; nucleolus
Source: RefSeq, a predicted model, not a curated record
AUGCCGGCCAACUCGUCAGGGCGCAUCACAAAGGCGCGGAAGAAUAAGAACUCAACACCUCAUCAAAAGAACCACCGGUGGGAAUCUUUUACUACUAAAAUUUCAAAAUUUAAUUCGCUUCAACCUCUACGAAAAGUUCGCCGUCAUGACCUCGAUACCGAAGACCUUUCGAUCACGACAUCCUACUUUCAGACCGGAUUGCAAAAAUGGGGAGAGCUAAAUGUCUCAAAGCCCUUCUCUGCUUUCAAGACGAAGGUCUGGCCUCUUUGUGAGAGCUUGCCACAGCUUCUCUACCACGAGCAACGGAUCGCAGACUUUUUGGCCGAGUUUAUAGCAGGACAGGAUAAGGAAGCUCUAGAGCCGCUACUGGACCUUCUUACCGCUUUCUCCCAUGACUUGGGAGUUCGAUUCGAGAAGCAUUAUGGUAGAAGUUUGGAACUAAUCGUGGCUAUCGCGGCCAAGCCCCAGGAUGCCGACGUUAUUGAGUGGACGUUUGGAUCCCUCGCCUUUUUGUUCAAGUACCUUUCUAAACUGCUUGUUCCUGACUUGCGACCUACCUUCAAAGUUAUGGCGCCACUACUCGGAAAGUCACGACAUCCUCCUCAUAUUGCCCGAUUCGCAGCCGAAGCACUGAGUUUCUUGGUUAAAAAGGCAGCCGCCCCUUCACAACGCGAGACAGCUCUAAAGCGCCUGGUUGAAUGUGCUCGGGACGAUCUUCUGAGCGUAAAGGGCGACCGCCAGUUCAUCUUGUAUAAGGAUGGAUUGAUGAACAUGUUUGCCGAGGCUAUUAAAGGAACUGAUAAUAUUGUCCAUUCCACUGCCCCAGCCAUCUUCGCGGCACUGGUUGACGCUAUUCCGGAAGAGGAGCGAACACUCAGCGAGGAUACGAUCUGGACAGACGUUGUUUGUGGUGUUUUGACCAGUGUUACACAUCAUGCGACUGCCGAGACUUUUGGGGAUUUCGCAGACGGAGUCCAUGAGGCAAUCCGAGCCAACAUGGAACGGACAACCCCUGCAGAACGUCAAUGGCAAGUUGUACCCCUUAUCAGGAUAUACGGAACCAUGGCCGGUGUUCGAAAAGGAUACCGAAUCCGUGAUUGGUCGCCUCUUAUCAAGAACUUUGUCGAGUUGCUUUCCAGUGUUACAGAAGCAGCACCACAGGACGCCUCAACCACUGUCUGGAAGUUUGUCAUGGCCAGCGUUGCGAUUGUCUGGCACCACGCACCUAUUGAUGCUUUGAUACCUCAUAUUAAUCCUCUUGUUCAAUCUCUGAGCAGGGAGCCAUUCAUGAAAUGGUUCAUUCCGUUCUGUUCCUACUUCUGCGAGCUGGAUGCCCAGCGCUUCGGAAGCUUGUUCCGUGCCGAUUUCCAAAGAUUUAUUGCGAACCAUUGGUCUGAAGAGUCCAAUGAAGACAUGCUUUGUGUUCUCUUGCCAAAGAUGAUCGAGAAUGGCGCUUUCCCCCCCGCAGGCGAGAAGGACAGCUGCAGGAUGUCACAGGGGUGGCAGGGCCAGAUUGUCUCCAAGUUUGAACGCUUAGAGAUCUCGCCGUUCCCCGAACGCGGCCCCUAUAACAAGGAUCCUCAAGUUUGGCGGGAUAGAUGUCUACCCAAGUACUCGGCACUACUUCAGAUUCUUGAACUCACAACAGUUCACCCAUCGACAAAUGCUAAGAUCGCCGAACUUUUACUUCGAAAGCUAAAGCUCGCGCUGCGGCCCUCUUCUACCCUGGUAUCGGAUGAGGUUCAUUUUAUUGUUGGACAGGGAUUCCACGCCUACUUGCGUAUGAGCAAGGCUGCUGGCUCUGUCGACAUCACCUUGAGCCCGCUCCUGCGUGCAGCCGUUCCUCGAUUUUCUCAAUCUGUCAGCUUCUUGCAUGCAUAUCUCGCCUACGAAGAAAUUCUACAGAGCAACGAGUCUGCUCGACGACAAGAUAGCACGAGUAGUGACAGUUCAUCCACUGAGGAGGACCCAGUUACCAAGUCUUUGAUCGAAAACUUGAGCUCCCCAUCACACGAACUCCGUUUGGCAUCUUUGAAUCUACUCAAGGCGCUUGACUUGGCAACGGACAGCUUCAACACCGUCGAGACCAUGAUCGAGGUCGAAGAGACCCCUUUGGCUCUCUCGCAUACAAGAACGAUUGCCAUGCUCCUUCGCAAGUUGGGUCACAACUACGCUUCAUUUGAGGAUAACUCUUGGCUGCAACGAGCUGUGCCUGCUUUCCUAUUCGGUAUGCUUACGGUGAAGCUGUCUCCUGUGUGGGAUGAUUCGGUUGAGACUAUGAAGCAAAUUGCAGAGACCAAGGCCGGAGAGGAGGCAGUCUGUGAAGUUGCUUUCCGCUGGCUGAAGGUUCCUUCAUCUCGAUGGGGUGCCUCGCAGCCUGAAACCCACAACUCUCGUCGCGCGUUUGUAUCCGACUUUGAAUGCACAAACGUAAGCAGACUGGAGGAGGCCGCAGCUGAGGUCGAAGAGUCAAUCGACCACCCAAAUGAGCUGAUGUUGCAGAGCUUUGAUGAAAAGCAACGGACUGCCGAGAUAACUGCUGGCAACGCUAGAUCCCGCGCGCUGAAGGUGUUUAACGCCAUCCCCUUUAUCGCGGAGAGGAGGUCUCGUCAACUUGUUCCACACUUUCUCGCCUGGGCAAGUGAAGACCGAACCCCUGAGUCGAUCGAAGGUCAAGGCACUUCUGAGGGAGCCACUUGGUCUCUCGCAGACCGCAAAGCCAUGCUCGGCGUCUUCUCUCAGUUCAUCAACCCUCGUGUGCUUUAUGAGCACGAGCAAGUCUACACUGCACUCUUGCAGCUUAUGGAGAAUGGUGAUGCCGAGGUCCAAAAGGUUACCCUCAAGGCAAUCCUUGCUUGGAAGCAGGAGGCAAUCAAGACUUACAAAGAGAACUUGGAGUUCCUCUUGGAUGAGGCCCGAUUCAAGAACGAGCUUACAGUCUUCCUUCAAGACGACACCGCCAUCAAGCCGGAGCAUAGAGCUGAGUUGAUGCCCGUCCUCCUCCGAUUGCUUUAUGGUCGCACUAUAUCCAAGAAGGGUGCAGCAAGCGGCCGACAUGGCCUCCAAGCCACCCGACUUGCUGUUCUACGAAAUCUUAGUGUCGAAGAUAUGGGUAGCUUCUUGGACAUUGCCACUGGUAAGCUGAAAGGUGUCAAGGUCGUUGAUUCCUCGAAGAAGAUCUUCGAGGAGCCCCUUCUCCCCGUCCGAAAGCAACUUGGUUUCCUCAACAUGAUUUCUUCCGUUAUUUCGGAACUCGGCACCAACGCUACACCUUAUCUGGAGACGCUCCUCAAUGCUGUUUUGUACUGUCUUGUCUUUGCCUGCCGACAACUCAGCGGUCAGGGCGCAGACCCCGAGGAUGCCCCUGAAGAAGAGGAAGAAAAAGCCAGCACACAGUCUCUUUUGAGGGUCAUCCGGUCCACUGGUCUGAAGUGUCUGAUUGCGCUUUUCCAAAACGCCCAGUCUUUCCAAUGGGCCCCUUAUCAAGAUGUCAUUCUCGAAGAUGUUGUGGCACCAAGACUGGAAAACCUGCCCAGUGAGACAACACAAGGAGUUUCUGGUAUGCUUCAGCUCUUUGCUACUUGGUCUGUCCUCCCCAGGAUUGCACUCUUCUUUGCGCCACACGACAAGAUUCCUGAGGGUAUUCUUCCCAAGGUCAUCGAAUGUUUGUCAAUCGAGAAGGGUAAGGAUGCAGUCAAGAUUCAUGUCCUGGGAAUUGUUCGCAACUUGGUUAAGCUCGCAACUGCGCCUGCGCAGGAGUGCGAGUUCAAUGAAGUUAUCAAGGCAGAGCUUCUCGAACCCAACUCUAAAGCAAUCCUGGCUCAGAUAUCCAAUGUUCUGGACAUGUCUGGCAUAAGCAAUGAUCUUAUGGAAGCUUGUGUAGAAACAAUACUGGUAAUGUCUCCCAUUAUUCAGGAUGCCGAAGAUGUCCAGGCCGUUAUCAAGAUCGCCAUCUUCCUCCUCAACCAGCCACCUCGACGAGUUAGCCCCAAGCUCAAGGGCAGAAUCUUGCUCAUUGUAGAGCAGUAUGUUGCAGGUUCUAGCGCCUUUGACAACCAGUCACUACUCGACGAUGUAUAUGACACAAUUUCGUCUCUUUUCAGCUACUUCAAAGACCGUGAGAACCGACAGUCCCUGUCAAGGGCGCUAGUGGCCAUUGCUGGAAAAGACAACAACCUUCGGGAGGUUGCCGAAUUGUGCGCAGCCCUUAACUCUUUCAAAGAAGGGCGUAUCGAUGAGCUCGAUUACGAUGCACGCCUAGCUGCCUACAGUUCAAUCUCUGGUGAUCGAGAGGUCCCAUUGACUCCCAAGCAGUGGUUGCCCUUGCUUCACAACCUUAUCUUCCAUAUUCGAGAUGAUGCCGAAUUUGGUAUUCUGUCCUCCAACUCCGCCGACGGACUCCGCCGAUUUAUUGGAGAUGCGGCAGCUUGCACGUCCAAAGAAUCAAAGGAGAAGUUUGAUGUCCAGCUCCGGGGCGUCAUUAUGCCUGCGCUUUAUGCAGGUGCUCGUGAGCCAUCUGACACUUCUCGACGAGAGUACCUCCGAGUAAUGGGUCAUCUUCUGUCAACUAUGCCCGAAUGGGAGCCCAUUGCUGAUCUCAGUGCAUUGUUGAACGACCGAAACGAAGAUAGUUCUGAGCUGACAUUCUUCUUCAACAUUCUGAGCCCUGCGACAGCACGACAGCUGGAGGCUCUGCAUAUUCUUGAGGCCGCCAACAAGCAGAAGGAAUUUGGAAGCCAAAACUUAGCCCAGUUCUUCAUCCCGCUUCUCGAACACUUCAUCUUCGGCCGUGUCGAUGGAGUCGAUGAUCACGGUCUUGGUGCCCAGGCGAUCAUUGCCAUCGGCAACCUCGCAAGUUCUUUGCACUGGAAGCAUUACCGCACUACCCUUCAACGAUACAUUGGUUAUGUUGAGGCUAAGCCUGAACAACAAAAGCUGACAAUCCGACUCUUGAGCAAGGUUGCCGACGCACUUGUCGAUGCAGCCGAAAACGAUUCCGAAGAGCGUAUGGAUGUGGACCAGAUCGAUGUGUCUUCGUCAAGCACCACCAGACUCCCUCUCACAAUCCCAAAGGCAGAAAAGCUAAGCGUUGACGUCACCAACUUCUUCUUGCCUACACUGGUCAAGCACCUUCACGAGAAAGACGAGUCAGAAGUCAGUUACCGUGUCCCGGUUGGUGUCAUCAUCGUCAGACUCUUGAAGUUGUUGCCUCAGGAUCAGAUGGAUCAGAAGCUUGCUGGUGUCUUGACCGAUAUCAGUCACAUCCUCCGCAGCAAGUCUAUAGAGGCCCGAGACAUGGCUCGAGACACACUGGUAAAGAUAGCCGUCAAUCUGGGCCCGUCUUACUUUGGGUUCCUUCUCAAGGAGCUGCGAGGUGCUUUGACCAGAGGAUACCAGCUUCACGUGCUUUCCUACACCAUGCACUCCAUUUUGGUCGCUAUUGUCCCCAGCUGCGCCCCUGGCGACUUGGAUUACUGCCUCAACUUCGUCGUGACAGUUGUCAUGGACGAUAUCUUCGGUGUCAUUGGUCAAGAAAAGGAUGCUGAGGGAUACACGACUCAGACCAAGGAGAUUAAGAGCAGUAAAAGCCAGGACUCAAUGGAGCUGAUCGCCAAGAAUGCCACGGUUGGUCGUCUUAUUGAUUUGGUGAAGCCGUUGCGAGCACUUCUGAUGCAGAAGGUCGAUCUUAAAAUGGUUCGCAAACUCGAUACUUUGAUGUCGCGCAUAACAUCUGGCCUUCUGCAAAACCCUGCCGCCGAAAGCCGUGACACACUGGUUUUCUGUUACGAAGUCAUUCAAGAUGUCUACAACUCGCAAAAGCCCGAAGUUGAAGAGAAGCUCGACCCUCGAGUCAAGAAGUACCUAGUCCAGAAGGGCGCCAAGAAGAGCGGCGACCGAGGCAAAACGACCAAGCACACAUACAAGCUGAUUCGUUUCGCAGUCGAUAUUCUGAGGGCCAUCCUGAAGAAGCAUGACAGCUUGCGCACUCCUGGCAAUAUCUCUGGAUUUAUUCCCAUCCUUGGUGAUGCCAUGGUUGGUGGGGAGGACGAGGUCAAGAUCUCUACAUUCCGAUUACUGGCUGUCAUUGUCAAGGUUCCAUUCAUUGAUGAUGAGGGAUCGAGGCUGUACAAGGUUGCAGUCAAGGAAGCAACCAAGAGUAUUUCCAUGUCAGUCUCUACUACUACCGAGGUGGCUCAAGCAGCACUCAAGAUGAUGGCUGUUGUUCUUCGGGAUCGUCGUGACAUUCCUGUCAAGGACGCAGCGAUCGAUAUGCUUCUCGCCAAAUUGAAGGAUGAUCUCACUGAGCCUCUUUACCGCCACGUUACGUUCAACUUCCUGCGAUCGGUGCUGGACCGACGCAUCGAAACUGCCGCCGUCUACGACAUUAUGGACUACGUGGGCUCGGUCAUGAUCACCAACGAUGACAAGGAUACUCGUGAUCUUGCCCGAGGCGCAUUCUUCCAGUUCGUUCGCGAAUAUCCUCAGAAAAAGGCCAGGUGGGCUAAGCAGCUCAACUUUAUCGUUGCCAACCUCAAGUACGAACGAGACGGUGGUCGUCUAUCCGUUAUGGAAAUCGUUCACUUGCUCCUCAUGAAGUCGUCUGACGACUUUGUUCAAGAGAUUUCCUCUACCUGUUUCCUCCCACUCUUCUUUGUCCUUGCCAACGACGACAGUGAGAAGUGCCGCCUUUCAGCCACAGGCCUUCUCAGGGAGAUCUUUCGCAAGGCCGACAAGGAGCGAACUCAAACCUUCCUCGGACUUGUACGAACAUGGCUGGAUCAGGACGGAAACGAAGCAGUGCUUAAACUCGCUUUCCAGGUUUUUGGUUUCUACCUCGAAUCCAGUGAAAACGCAUCGAAGAAUAAGAAGGAUUUCAAACUUGUUCUUGAGAAGAUCAACGGCGUUAUCGAGAACGAGGACAUUCGAGAAGUUGAUGGAGAGCUCGUCGAGGCGGCCCUUGGGGUUAUUCGUGCUGCUCUGGCUGUGUUCCCCGAAAAGAUCCUGGCAAGCGACAGCGAAGAGAUGUGGUCCAACAUUGUCAGAUGUCUGUCACACCAAGAACCUUCAGUCAAGAUAUCGUCUAUCGGUUUGACAAGCUCCUACUUGGCAGACUUUGCCAAACAAGCUGGUGACGUAACUGUUGGUGAGCCAGUAGAGGGCAGCCAUGGUCUGACGCUCGAUUUGCCAAAGGUACAGAACCUGGUCAGACUUGGACUGGGUGUCCUGGCAACUCGCGACAUUGAUGAGAAGCUAGGAGUGGAAGCUGUCCAGGUGCUUGCUUUCUUGGCCCCUCGUCUCCCCGAGGGUGACGGAGAAGAGGAGGACGAAGAGGAAGAAGACCAGGGCGAGGAAGAUAAGAAGAAGAGUGAGCGAAAGACGGACCUUGAUCAUAUGUUCAGACAAAUCUCUCGCAUCCUUCGAAGGGAGAUUCCUCCCAGGGCUGUGGCCAUUACACCAAAGGUGGCUGCCAUGGAGCUUCUGGAGACUGUCUGUCGCAGAUCUUCAUCGGAACGUCUUCGGCCAUCAUUCAAUACCAUCCUUGUGCCACUCCAUAACCUCACUGAUCCCUCCAUUGCCCCUCCUUUCUCGAACGAUGAGCUCUUCAAGACAAAGCACGAGGCUCUCAAGACACGUGCACAGAUUCUUAUGGAAUCUCUGCAGAAGAAGUUUGGCACUUCUGAAUACUCCAAGCAGUUGCUCGCCAUUAGAGAAGAAGUGAGGAAGAAGCGAGAGGAACGAUCAAGCAAGAGGAAGAUCGAUGCGAUUAUAAAGCCGGAGAAGUAUGGACGGGACAAGAGGAAGAAGUUUGAAAAGAACAAGUCUCGUAUCAAGACACGGUCGAAGGAGCAGAAGGAUAUGAGGCAGUCGUUCAAGCGAUGGUAAAACAUUGAUGGUGUUGCAUCAACGGGCGUUACGGAAUUGUAAAAUUGGACAAGAUGUUUGUUUCCUGGCGUUGUUAUACG